UCGGCGGACCGUUCACAGACGGGCCACAAGGAGCUUGCGUCCCCGAUCGAUCAUUUCGCCGGCACUCGUUCGUGGUAUCACAUCCAAGGUCGUUUUGGAAAAGAGUCUCGACAGAUAUUGCUGUUGACAUCUCUGGAAAAGUGAGCAAGAGACUACAGGUUUAGAAUCGAAGCUAGGUCUAGUCGAAUACAUCAAUUAGAGCAAUCCCAUCAAGAUCCACGUGUUUUGGCUCAGAAAGAAUUGAUUUUUUCUUAGAAAGAACUUAUAUCAAACAACCAGACUUGGUAAGAAGAUUCAUUCAUCGAGAUAUCGAGAAACGCUGAAAACCAUAUUCUCUCAAGGAAAUCCACAGAAAGAGGAAAAAAAUAAAGAGAGAGAGAAAGAGAGAGAGAGAGAGAGAGAGAGAACGGAGAGUCUCUUAGUGAAGAAAACUGUGAUUGUGCCGGAAAAAUGAUUUCUAUCAGCACCACGACGUAUUUCCUGCUGGCUGUCAGUCUGGUGGCCUUGAUUUUGAUCCUGGUGGAGUAUAUUAGAACGAAGAAGUCACCGAAGCAGUUGGACGACAGCGGAGAGGCGUCCACCUUGAAGGAUCCACCUGGACCCAAACCAUGGCCAAUUCUGGGCUCCCUUCACAUCUUGGGACGCUACGAUGUACCUUACAAGGCUUUCGGCGACCUCGUCAAAAUAUACGACAGCCAGGUGAUCAAGCUCACAAUGGGAUCCCUGCCUUGCGUCGUAGUCAACGGAUUGGAAAACAUCAAGGAGGUCUUGGUCGCCAAAGGUCACCACUUCGACUCCAGGCCGAACUUCAUCAGAUACAAUCUUCUCUUCUGCGGCAACAAAGAGAACUCUCUGGCGUUCUGCAACUGGUCCGAGAUGCAGAAAACACGAAGAGAGAUGUUGCGGGCGCACACAUUUCCGCGCGCCUUCACCACCCGAUACAAUCAACUGAACGGCAUCAUUGGCACCGAGAUAGAAACGCUACUCGAUUAUCUGAGCAACACCGCCGGCGCUAGUUUGCACGCCAAACCGCUGAUCCUGCACACGUGCGCGAACAUCUUUCUCGAGUACUUCAGCUCGCGUAGCUUCGGUCUCGAGGACGGUGAUUUCCGCCAAAUGAUCGAGAACUUCGACAAGGUGUUCUACGAGGUUAAUCAAGGUUACGCCGCGGACUUUAUGCCGUUCCUAAUGCCGCUGCAUCAGAGGAACAUGACGAGAAUGGCCAACUGGAGUCACGAGGUCAGAAAGUUCGUGGAGAAGAACAUCAUUGGGGAUCGCCUCGCCAACUGGAAAUCGGUCUUGCCCGAAGAGGACUACGUCGAUUGUCUGAUCAAUCAUAUCAAAACUGACGCCGAGCCCAAGAUGACCUGGGACACGGCGAUAUUCGCCCUGGAGGAUAUUCUCGGAGGUCACUCGGCGGUUGGCAAUCUUCUCGUCAAGAUCCUGGGUUACCUGGUCACUCGACCGCACGUGCAGAAAGCGGCACAGAUGGAAAUCGACAGAGUCGAGACUUCGAGCAGAUACGUCGGUCUGGAAAACAGGGGAAGCAUGCCGUAUACGGAAUCUAUCAUUCUCGAGGCUAUCAGGCUGAUCGCCAGUCCCAUCGUGCCGCAUGUGGCCAAUCAAGAUAGCUCAAUAGCUGGUUACAAAAUUGAAAAAGACACAUUCAUUUUCCUCAACAACUACGACCUGAACAUGUCUAAAGAGCUGUGGACGUCUCCCGAGGAAUUCAUGCCCGAGAGAUUUGUGCAAAACGGCAAACUCUUGAAACCGGAACACUUUUUGCCGUUCGGCGGCGGCCGAAGAUCCUGCAUGGGUUACAAAAUGGUCCAAUACAUCAGCUUCGCGACCAUAGCCACGCUGUUGAAAAACUUCAACAUCCUGCCGGUAGAAAAGGAAAUCUACAAAGUUCCUAUCGGUAACUUGGCGCUUCCAGAAAAAACUUUCAACUUCCGCUUCGAAUUACGGUAGGAUAAGAAAACGCGAUGAGAAAAAAUUCAGUUGUUUUGCGACCGAGGUUUACAUGUUAGAUGCUAUAUGCGAUUUCGUUAAUGUUUGACGCGCGAUUCGAUCGCGAGCUGGGCUCGAAAGACUUAUUCGAUCACGCGGAAUAUCAACGAUCGUAGGAUCGAUUUGUCGCGAAAUGCGAGAUACGGUAACAGGCGAUUUGCAAUCACGUUAGCAGUUGAUGAUAAUGAACGGUAGAAACGUAAUUAUAUAAACGGGAUAAAUAACGUAAUUAUAUCUCAACGGGACAUUUUAUUAAUAUUACGCGUAGCGGAAAAAGAGAAAGAAAAUAAGUGAGGAAGAAAGAGAACGAAUGAGUGAGUGAGUGAGUGAGAAAGAGAGAAAGAGAGAGAAUGAGUAGAGAGAACUAGCAGCUAAGAAGAGGCUUUUGACUCCAACGAAGCUUUACUGGUUUUAGGGAGGAUUAGAUGCGCGAAAACGAAUCAGAGAAAUUAUUCGAUUUGUGGCACUGAUAGAGCUUUACUGACAUUACUAGAUCAUUAAGAUAUGUAGUUGAUCCGUAUCCAGACUCACGUCCCUAGGCGCUGAACUUGCGAGAAGCGCCUAGUUUACGUUGGUCGUAAUUUCAGUUGCUUUAAAUUUUGACAAAUUUUUUUUUAUAUUUUGUGUAAUUUAAUUUGACUAAAAAAUUUUACA
Molecule: messenger RNA, 2664 nt
Organism: Pseudomyrmex gracilis
Lineage: Eukaryota; Metazoa; Arthropoda; Insecta; Hymenoptera; Formicidae
Product: cytochrome P450 307a1-like
Exons: 3
Coding region: 451-1971 (506 amino acids)
Molecular function (GO): monooxygenase activity; iron ion binding; heme binding
Source: RefSeq, a predicted model, not a curated record